Molecule: messenger RNA, 998 nt
Organism: Archocentrus centrarchus (flier cichlid)
Lineage: Eukaryota; Metazoa; Chordata; Actinopteri; Cichliformes; Cichlidae
Exons: 4
Coding region: 84-833 (249 amino acids)
Source: RefSeq, a predicted model, not a curated record
CCCUCUCUCCAGGAGCGAGGCUCAACCAGGAGCGAGGCACAACCAGUCGCUGUAGCGGCUGGAAAAAUAGUCUAAAAUUUAAAAUGGCUAAUUACAGAACAAAGCGCAGAAGAUCAGGGUGCCUUGAUGUAGCAGUAAAUGCAGGGAAACGAGGAGGGCAUUCAACUGAAGGAGAACCAGCCAACAAGAACAUCAAGAAGGCAAAGAAAGGCGAGAUCAACUUCUUACCCAACUUUCCAGAGGGAUUUAAUCAGGUAGCCCUUGAGGGUGCCCGCAAAGACUUGGUUAAUGAAAUGCAGAAGAGAACACCAAAUGGACAGCUUGUGAAAGAGAAGAUGGAUCUUACGUUUGCAUUGAGAAGAAAAGAGGUGGUGGAGUCAGAACCUGCCAUAUGUGAGAUGGUGGAACGUUGGCUUGCUCUUUUCACAGAAGAUCAGGUAUGCAUGGAGUUCAACAGGAUUGUUGGCAAGAAUCUCAAACAGGAAUUCUAUGAGAGCAUUGAUCGGCACAGUCCUCGUCUUAUCGAGAUUUUUCGAUCCAAGAGAGGGAACAUUGGCCAAAUGUUGACACAGCUUUCCCAACAAACAAAGACUGCAGAGCCAACUGAUAUUCGAACACUGGUGCUCAGAGGACUUCCUGUUAUCCUUGGUGACAACCCCACAGACUUCUACAAACCAGCCUUUGACUCAGAUGAUGAUGACUCUUUCCGCAACAUUGACAUUGGGAUCCUCCUCGUUGAACCUGAAGGUGCUGUGCCCUCAUCCUCCCUGCAUCUCAGUCCAGCCUCACUAAAAAUUGUCAUUGAGGGAGAAGUGGUGAUGGACAACAUUUAAGACCUGCCAAAAGCUAUGUGUCUUCUCUUUGGACUUGCAUAUGCAAUGCAUCUCAGUUACCCCAUUUCUAUGAAGUUCACGUUCCAGUUCAUCCAACAGGUAUUUCUUGAGCUGGGCCACGUUGAACUAAAACCAAAGUUACAAACAUUGAAAAACCAGCUUGCG